CGCGAUCGAGAGUCAUGCCUAACCCAACCGCCACCUUCAACACUUCCGAGGGCGCGUUCACCGCGGAGAUCUUCAUGGACAGGAUGCCCAUCACCGCCAGCAACUUUAUCGACCUGGCCAACACCGGAUUCUACAACGGCGUCCACUUCCACCGCGUGAUCGACGGGUUUAUGCUCCAGUUCGGCUGCCCCCACGCCAAGGACCCCAAGUCCCGCAACGCCGGCACCGGCAAUCCCCCCGGCGGCAGCUCCUUCACCUGCAACGGGAAGACCAUCACGCGCGACGCGGGGGGCAACAUCCCCGACGAGCUCAUCGACAAGACGUCCAACGAGCCCGGCACCCUGUCCAUGGCCAACACGGGGCAGCCCAACAGCGGUGGGUCGCAGUUCUUCGUCAACACCGUUCACAACGAUUUCUUGGACUGGUGGAGGUCGGACCUGAGCCCCAGCCAGCACCCGGUUUUUGGCAAGGUCACCUCCGGCAUGGACGUGGUGAACAAGAUCGGGAAGAUGCCCACCGACCCGGGCGACGCCCCGAUCAAGCCCGUGAUGAUGAACUCCGUGGUCAUCAAGUCCUAAUUCGUCCAAGUACGCGACGGAUCGCGUGUUGCGUGCACAUCGAGGGAGGAGUCGCGACCCUUCGGGGUCGAUCGACGGAGAAGAUGUGAUUUGUUUCGGACCCGUGCUUUGCAGAGUGACAUCACGGGCGGGGCCCUUUCGAGUUGGUUUCGUUUUCAUCGGCCCCUCUCGGUCGAGCUUUAGCUUUGAGGGUUGACUGUCGAAAGCGAAAAAAAAUAUCUACGGUUUCAAA
Micromonas commoda is the source of this 810-nucleotide messenger RNA. RefSeq names its product peptidyl-prolyl cis-trans isomerase. The transcript is spliced from 3 exons. The record is from RefSeq and is a predicted model, not a curated record. Gene Ontology annotation, biological process: protein folding; protein peptidyl-prolyl isomerization. Bases 15 to 578 code for a protein of 187 amino acids. Gene Ontology annotation, molecular function: peptidyl-prolyl cis-trans isomerase activity. NCBI's taxonomy places the organism in Eukaryota, Viridiplantae, Chlorophyta, Mamiellophyceae, Mamiellales, Mamiellaceae.